Schistocerca piceifrons (Central American locust) is the source of this 5714-nucleotide messenger RNA. RefSeq lists its product as uncharacterized. Gene Ontology annotation, molecular function: protein binding. Lineage: Eukaryota; Metazoa; Arthropoda; Insecta; Orthoptera; Acrididae. The transcript has 7 exons. The record is from RefSeq and is a predicted model, not a curated record. Bases 1 to 1380 code for a protein of 459 amino acids.
AUGCUGCUGACAAUGGUGCCGCGAGCGGCGGGAUCGACACCUGAAGUGGGCACCGGCCUUUACGAGGUGCGCCACCUGGUGGCGCAACCCGACUUCCGCGAAGUGCGCCUGCGCUGGGAGACUGACGGCGGAGCUCCUGAGUCGCUCGGCUUCCUCGUGCACUACUGCGAGCUGCAGCCGUGGGGCGCGCACCGGUGUAAGGUCAAGGCGGUGGACGGCGGCGGCGGCCGGGAGGCGGUGCAGGGCGGCCCCGGGGGCGGCCGCGUGCGGCUCUUCUCCUCGGUGGUGACCGGCCUCCGCAUGGACACCAACUACACGUUCGAGGUGCGGCCCGCCGCUCCGCAGGGGGCCGCCGCCAAGGCGCGCGGACAGACCAUCGCCGUCGCCACCAGGGGCUUCUCGGCGCGCGCGACGCUGUGCCUGCCCGAGGCGAGCGAGGUGGAGGUGGUGACGGGCCCGCACUUCGGCGGCCGCGUCGCGGCGGAGGGCGCCGCCGGGUCGCGGUGCUCGCUGGACGGCGACGCCCGCAGCGCGCGCGCCGUCUACGUGCUGCGCGUGGACCACGCGGCGUGCGGCGGCGCGCGCAACGCCACCGCCGUCACCACCUACGUCACCGUGCAGGAGAGCGCCGCCAUACUGACGCACUCGACGCGCCGCUUCCUCGUCAUCUGCUCCUUCCAGCCGGACACGCUCACCGUCAGGGCCGGGAUACGGCUGCCAGUCCGAGAUAACGAGGUGGACAACGAGGUGGAGGCGUCUGGAGCCGCUGGAGACGGCGGGGCAGACGAGGGCGCCGAGGUGGCCCGCGUGCGCUCCGCCAUCUUGCCGUACGCGGACGCAGACGUCGACGCCGCGCUGCAGGCGGCAGACGCCGCGCUGGACGCGGGGAGCGGCGUGCGAGCCGCGAGGCUGCUGCAUCACCGGCACGUCGUUGACGACCUGGACAUCGACGCCAGGGCUUCUGGACACACCAACUGGCAGCUGACUCUGAUGCUGGUGCUCACCUCGGCUGGGCUUGUGGGCUGCGCUCUGUCAGCCUGGUGGUUCUCCCCGUCCAACUGCCGCCGUCCACCUGAACUGGCUGACGACGGUUCAUCGCUGUCAGCGUACGAGAACUUGACCAACUCUCUGCGAGACACGGCGUCUGUGAGCAGCGCCUCCACCGGCUCUGGCGGGCGCUGCGCGGCCUCGCAAUGCGACGCGGACGGCGUCAUCACCAUCCGGCUGGGUGCCGACCUAGACGAGCAGCACGCCGACGCCACCUCCAUUGCUUCCGCUGGCUGCCACUGUGUCCACGGCGGCGCCACUGUCGGGGCCGCUUCCGCACCGCCUCACGAGCCCUGUAUUACUCUGGAGGACGCUUCCCAGUCCGAAGCCUGAUGCAAUCCGCUGCAGCAGACAUGUAUUUCCCAACGGGGAACCACCUUCCGCACCGAGUAUUGGAGUAGGGGCAAAAUAAUUCAGGCUAAUCGCAGCGAAAACCCUAAACGAACCAAAUCAAAAUAAACUGCACCAUCACAUUUUAUCUGUUCGGUGACACUUUACGAGGAGCAAAUGCAAGGAUCUCUACCUAAACAAGAUGUCCAGCGCCAGACACCCAAGCCUUCCGGCCAACCACGAUAUUUUUCUUUUUGCCUCCUGACAACAACCUUGGGGCCACGAGUGUAACCAGAACGCAAGACACAAUUCUUUACGAUUCUGUCUUCACAUGCACUUACUGCACCAGAUAUUCCAGAUUUCUGGUGUACCAUAAAAUUAACUGUUUCGAAACCAGUGCAAGAAACGGUCACAAACUGCAGUACGUUACAAGUAAAACUCCAUUUGCAGGCAGCACGUCAGUUUUUUUAUUUUAUUUAUUCACUCGCACGCAUUUCGCCCUUUCUUAACAAGGCAUUCCUAGUGUGUGUGCCCUGGAAUAUUAUGUUGCCUUUUCGUUGUCACAUAUCGGUUAUAGGUUGAAAAACACUUAACGAAAGGUUUUAUGUAGUAAACUGAAAAGGUAUUGACAGUAAAGCGUCUAAUUUCUUAACUGAAAACCAUACAGCUUUCCAUCUUGUGAAAAAACGUUUGAAAGCCUCUACGUUUUCGUGCAAUCCCUGUGGUUUCCUAAUACAACAUUUUAACUGUCAUUUUCGGUGUCCAGCGUCUCAUUUGCUUUUAUGCAAGCUGCCAGCUUUCUCUUUUCUGAUUGUAUGUGUGUUGAUCUAAGUUGGAAACAUCUAACCCUUACAAGGAAGUCGCAUUGUAUACAUCGAAACUGUCUGUUGAAGUCUCAUAUUACGAAACCAUAGUGACUACACAAAAAAAUGGAGGCUUUCAACCGUUUUACACAUGAAGGACAGAUGCACGGUUCCCAAAUAAGAAAUUAGUCGCUUUACCGUAAGUGUCCUUCCAUUUUACCAUAUAAACCUUCCAUUAACCGUUUUUUUAAAUCUAUGACCAAAAUGGAACAACAGAAACAUCAUGUAAUAUUGCAGGACACCCACUAAAGACGCCUUGUUAAAAAAAAAAGUGAAACGCGUCUAGGCGCAUGAAUUAAAUAAAAAAUUCAAAAAAUUCAUAUGCAGCGUCCAAAAGACUUUUUUCUUGUAAAGUACUGCAAUUUACAUACUGCUUCUGCGAAGUGCAAGGUUAUACAAAAUGAUAUACACGCUUUCAAGCAAUUGUAAAAAGCUUUAUAUCGAGCCAAGAUAUUACACGAUUGUUCAGGAAGUUUUUCAUAUCAUAUCCACAAAUAUUCAAUCUGUGAACCGUUAGCCAUACGGCACACGUUCAGUCUAUAGUGCAAUUCGACACAUACUCGCCCCAAAGUGUCCGAAUCAGUGUCAGUCACAGCUGCCCUGAUACAUCCUACAUCCACAUUGUUCGGCUGUGGAGGUGUGAAAAUAGUUUCUCUGUUGUAAUCGCACUUGGAAGAAUGACGGUGUCAGAUCGCAAGAACGCGGGGGGCCAUGCAAGCAGCUGGAAAUGCAAGCUCAUGCACAACCGAGCCAUCGUCGUGGUUGCUCAGUAUCCGACAACCCGUGUAUAUAGUUCUGGGUGUGUGGUGAAGUAACACCCUGUUGAAAAAUUAAAGUAUAAUUGUCCUCCUGUAAUUGCGGCAUGAACCACGCAUAAUCCUUCUUUAGUCUGGCAGCCAUGUUACCGGAAAUCACCGUAACAAAAAAAGUCUCAGGUUCUUCUUACCAUACAUAUAAUCAUAUAAUUCCUUACAUAAAUACAAACAUUUUUUACAAUCACUAGAUCAUUUUGACUAACUCUUUAUCGCCACCACAAGAAACUUGAAACGAUCUCUGAUAGCCUGAUAAAAAAAAAUCGAUUCUUCUUUAUUUUCACUUAACUUUCACCCUUUCAUUCCGUAGUUGUGCAAAGCAGCGCCAUGAGAUGCCGUAAAAGUCGACAAAUUUGAUACUUUAUUAACUGAAACUUUAAAAGUAUGUAUUACUCAGAAAGUGAAGUGUCCCAAAUAAUGCAGAUGCGCGUUGACCGAACUUGAUAUCCUUUGCUUAGACACACCGCUGAUAAUAAAAAUUAGAAAUGAACUACAAAAGUCCUCUUUAGGAGUAUACUGAUAUUAAGAUAAGCUAAUGCACGUAUUUCUCAGUCCAAAACAAAGUACAUUUUUUUUUCUUUUUUAAACAGGCCUACUUCAUACCUGAAUGUUGCCAUUCAGUAUCCAGGAAACAAGCACUGCAAAUAUGACAACGUAUUUCUCUCAAUAGGACAUAAAAUUGUCGGUUUGCUGCAGCUUAUACGCCGUAAAGAUACGGAACGCACCAAGUAUUUCACUUACCUUUUGCUGGAAUAAGACCACAAGAAAAGUUGAAAAUACUUGGUCUAUAUGAAGAAUGAAUAAUCGUGGUUGUAGAAGAAUCGUCCAGUUAAAUGUUGCAGUACUGUGUUGAUCUGAUAGAGCCCUGAUUCAAACAGGUUUACAGUCAGUGAAAUAACAUUUAUUGAUUUUUUUUCUUUUUUUUGUUCGGCUUGGAUUUGCUGAAUCACACUGCCAAGUGCUUGAUAGAAAUAUACAGAGAAAUCAUCAUAUAAAUUAUUUAAACAAUGAUUUAAAUUAUUUUAAAAUGUCGUAAUAGAUUCAACACUUAUAGCCAAGGAAUCUUGAUACAUUAACUAUAGCCAACAAAGAAUCCAAAAAAGAAAACUAACCAGAAAUUGAGAAGCAUAUAAUUGGAGAUCAGAGUGACAUGAAAACACAAACAGCAGCAAAUUUAAUAAAAACUCGUCACUAUUUCGUAUAAAAUAAAAAAGUGUAUUUAUAUAUUUGAGGAUCUGCAAGAUACAAUAAAACUGCAGCACUUGUUCGAAGUUUCGCCAACUUUUGCAGUGAGCGGUUUUGUUGGGCUUGGGCGGAAUUGGAGGAAAACAGCAAAUGGUUUACAGAUCGUUCUUCUUUCUUCUGGCAGUCGCAUAAAGAGUUAUACUUGAUGCCUGCCCGAUGCAAGUGGGAACGAGUUGAGCUAUCGUUUGUGCGCAGUCAUUCCACGGUAGUUACCUUCCUGCUCGCUGAAAUUUUUCGAAACCUGGGGAGGUGCUGCUAAUUAUUGGUUACCUUUAGGGUAUACUGGAAGGCGUCAGUCCUCUGUUCAUUCUUCCUCGGCGAUUUUCCACACCCAUAACUAGAAAUAGGAUGAUGGUGGGAUGAAGUUCAUUACAGGGUCCGAAACAACGGCCUCCUUCGCCACAUGGUCCACCUUCUCUUUGCAAACCAGUCCUGUAUGAGCUGGGGCGCAUAGAAAGGAGAUUAACGAGGAAUAAAUAAAUGAUACCAAGUAAUAUACAGAUCGAGGGAAAUUUUUUGGAUAAACGGGGCGGAUGACACAGACGACAGAAAAGUGCUGGUGUGCUAAAUCUUUUUGCCAAAGCCCAGAGUUCUACAUCCAAGUAUGUAGAGAUCACUGAGCUAAUGCAACAUUUACACAUAUUUGACAGAAAUUCCUUAAUAUACGUUACAUUCGCCGCCAUUUUAUCAUCCCAGAAUAGCCCCUGAGAUAGAGAUCUGCGAUAAUAGUGUGCAGUGCUCUAUACCCUUUCUGCUAAAGUACUUGGUUACCCUCACUCGAGACUGGAAAAGGCAUACGUGCAGUGGAAGCGUUAUUUGGGUGUCUAGUCAGCACCAGACAGUAACUUAUGUACCAGGAAGAUGUUCUGCCCCUACGCUCAGCUAUCAGUUAGAGGCAGUGGAUGAAACCCCAGACGAAUAGUAACAGUUUUCUUUCUUUGGUUAAACAUUUCAUAUGUUGUGUGAGGAGCCGUCCUUUUUUUUGCCAGAAAGGAAAUACACCACCAUCUUAAAAAUAGAGAUUCUUGCCGUCUACACUGUUACAAGUCGUGAUAAUUCAAACGCAAAUUGCAGUGAAUGAAUGCGGAAAGAAGACAAAGCCUCUGUUACAAUCAUUCACUUACGUCACAUGCGCUGUAAGAUUUUACCAGUGGAACACGCACUGAUAUGUCCGUCCUGAACAGUUUUUCAAGCAAAGUCUUAUAGAAAAAUAUGUGCUAUUUCACAUGCUGGAUCUGCCCCUCGCUGUUCACUGUUAUAUGACUAGUCACUGACACUUAAAAGUGCACCUCAGCAACACUAAUAAGUUCAAUAUUCAUAGAUAUGUCGAAUUUCAUCACUAUUUUCGAUCGAUAACAUUGUCUUGAGAGUAUAAAAUGAAAAUUUAUACGAAUUAUUAAUAUGCUUUAAUUUUGUA